CAACUGGAAUUAUUGAUAAUAUUCGUCAACUCUACAAAAAUCGGGAAGGUUGGCUGGCACCGUUUCCCUGGUGUGAAGAUUUUCACUUCUCCUUUGACGACAUCUACACCCGACUUAAAGUCAUCUACAGAAAGAAAACGAGAGGAACAGCAACAGACCGAGUUGUCACGAUGUCUGAAAUCUUCAACAAGCACGAAGAAUGUGAAGAACCAAGAGUAGUAUUAAUUGAAGGGAAGCCUGGUAUGGGAAAGACAACUUACUGUAAGAAAGUUGUUUUCGACUGGGCCUCAGGAAAACACGCAAGCGGAAAUUGCUUCACAAACUUCGCAUUAGUGCUUUUGAUCAAAUGUCGUGAUUUUGAGUCUGGCCUUUGGGAGGCUAUUGAAGAUCAACUUCUGCCUCGAGAAGUUGGUGAAGACCAACGAGAGAGAUUCUUCGACUUCAUUCUCCACAAUCAAUCUAAUGUUCUUCUGGUACUCGAUGGAUUGGAUGAAGUUUCUGAGGAGAAGCUACCUAUGUUUUCAGAAAUUAUUCAAGGCCGAGUGCCGCGCAUGCCAAACUGUCGCGUGAUUGCUACGGCACGACACGAAGCGGGAGUUAAAGUUCGAAUAUACUGCAACACGCUGCUAGAAAUUGAGGGGUUUACUGAAGAAGACGUAAACUCCUUCAUCAGAAAGUUCUUCAGAGACAAAUCAAAAUUGGCCGAGCAGCUAAUUGCGCACCUACGUGUUGAUUACAGGUUAUAUGCAAUUUUGACGAAUCCUCUCAACACUGCGCUUCUUUGCCUGGUCUAUGAAGAUUUGAACGGUGUAUUUCCUGAAAGCAGAACGAAGCUGUACAUGGAAAUAGUGGAGUGUGUACUAAGAAGGUACAGAACAAAGCAGCAACUACCAGAAAACGGUGAAGACCUUGUUAAACUUUACGAAAGCGAAUUGAGACACCUUGGUUCGAUAGCUUUGAAAGGUUUACUUGAGGGCAAUUUGGAUUUUGACGAGGAGGAGCUUAGAGAACACAAAGCAACGGAUUUACCUGGACUCGGAUUUCUGUCAGUUCAGCCUGGAGGCAGUAAACUAAGACCAACUAGACGUUAUGGCUUUCUUCACAAAACUUUCCAAGAAUUCUUCGCAGCAUUGUAUCUCAGUUGUCAGCUUAUCAAGAAAGAAAUCAGCACGAAUAGCAUAGCUGCUGACAGAAAAUAUCGCGAUGAGCUGAGAGAAGUACUUCUGUUUACAUUUGGUAUGCUUGCAGCACGAUGCGAGGAAACAGCGGUAAACCUUCUGAAAAGUAUAGCAACAGAGUUAAACCUGAAAGAAGAGCGAAGCCUGUCUUUUAUAAGACAGUUUAUUAUUGAAUGCAAAAAGGAGAAAAAAAAUGUUGAUGAAAUAUUUCGUUCCGCUAUUGGCGCUUCUCUUCAAAUUGAAACUUUUAGUAUUUCAGAGAGAAAAGUAGAAAAAACUUUUGCUGUCUUUUUAAGCAACUUUCUUAAAACAAAUACAACUGUGAAAAGCUUUUCAAUGUAUGACUCUUCGAUAGACGGGGUUACAGCUCUGACUGAGUGUUUGAAAUAUAAUACAUCGCUGACAGAGUUGGUAUUGAGUAGUGAUGAAAUUGGUGAUGAUGGUGCUGCUGCUCUGGGUGAGUGUUUGAAACAUAAUACAUCGCUGACAACGUUGGAUUUGUGCUAUAAUAAAAUUGGUGAUGUUGGUGCUGCUGCUCUGGCUGAGUGUUUGAAAUAUAACAAAUCGCUGACACGGUUGGAAUUGGGUGGUAAUGAAAUUGGUGAUGAUGGUGCUGCUGCUCUGGGUGAGUGUUUGAAACAUAAUACAUCGCUGACAACGUUGAAUUUGAAUGGUAAUGAAAUUGGUGAUGAUGGUGCUGCUGCUCUGGGUGAGUGUUUGGAAUGUAAUACAUCGCUGACAACGUUGAAUUUGAACUCUAAUAAAAUUGGUGAUGUUGGUGCUGCUGCUCUGGUUGAGCGUUUGGAAUAUAACAAAUCGCUGACACGGUUGGAAUUGAGUGGUAAUAAAAUUGGUAACGAUGGUACUGCUGCUCUGGUUGUUGCGCGGAAGUGUCAUCCACAUCUGAAAAUAUUUAGAAUGUAUUGA
Molecule: messenger RNA, 2105 nt
Organism: Pocillopora verrucosa
Lineage: Eukaryota; Metazoa; Cnidaria; Anthozoa; Scleractinia; Pocilloporidae
Source: RefSeq, a predicted model, not a curated record